AUGUCAGAUAGAAUAAGUCCAUCUACCAGACCUUCAAUCGAAGAAAUCAUCGAAUUGACAUCAGUUUCUGAAAAAGGACCAGAUGUCUUCAUGAUUGCCCGUCCACCGUGGGCGUUUACCGGCGCUCGAGGAUUAUACAGGGGUACAACGACCGCGCAGUGCCUGGUAGCUGCUCAACACACGGUUUCUAGUGAAGCCAUCACUGUCUACAACAUGCAAAUUGGUUUUCUUCAUCCUGGCAAGCCAAACAUUCCGAUCGAAUAUCACGUAGAGAAGACGCGUGACAGCAAGAAUUUCGCGACGCGCAUUUUUCGAGGAUUCCAAGGCAGACAUAACUGCUACCGCGACAUUGAGCCUUGCAUCCGCAGUUGGAGCAACUGGGAGAGAAGGAGUGGUGCUCCAUAUGAACAUGGGAAAAAGAUGCCGACCGGUUUGAGCCCGCCAGAUCAGGCCGAAAUGGAGACACAUAAAGUGGAGGGACCUUUUGAAAUCCAAACGGAAAAAUUUCUGAAUAGUCUGUUACCUUUGGCUAUUUUGUUUUUCGUACAAGCUUCCUUCUAA
Molecule: messenger RNA, 561 nt
Organism: Aspergillus ruber CBS 135680
Lineage: Eukaryota; Fungi; Ascomycota; Eurotiomycetes; Eurotiales; Aspergillaceae
Exons: 2
Coding region: 1-561 (186 amino acids)
Biological process (GO): acyl-CoA metabolic process; fatty acid catabolic process
Cellular component (GO): peroxisomal matrix
Molecular function (GO): fatty acyl-CoA hydrolase activity
Source: RefSeq, a predicted model, not a curated record